AUGGACGCAAGUCAAGCGAGAGGAACAACUGUACUCCCAAUUGCUCGCGUAAAACGCAUUAUAAAAUUAGACGAAGAAAUAACAACAAUUGGCACAGAUUCAACAUUUCUAAUAGCAAUUGCAGCGGAACUUUUUGUAGACUAUUUUGUAAAAAAAGGUGUGGAACAAGCAAAGUCUGAUAGGAGAAAGGUCAUCCAGUACGAAGAUAUGGCCAACUUGGUUAAAAAUAAUGAAAAUUUGGAAUUUUUACAAGACAUUGUGCCAGAAACUCAAGCAUUCGAAGAUUUCCUCAAAAACCGUAAUCGAAGAAAAAGGAAACGAAAAGUAAAAGACGAAAAUGGUAGUGGAGAAGAGAAUGAAGAUGAAGAUAGCGAUGAGGAAGAUGAGGAAGAUAGCGAAGAUGAAAACAGCGAAGAUCACGAAGAAAAUGGAGAUAAUUCUAGUGAUUUAGAAGAUAGUCCAUCGAAUGUGGGGGGAGUUAGUGAAACAGACACUAUAAAUGAGAAUGAUAGUGAUGUCAGCGAAGAUAAUGAUGAGAACGAUAGUGAGGAAGAGACAGAAAAUGAAUCCGAAGUUGAAAAUGGAUUAAAUGAGAUUAGCGAGGUCGAAAAUUCAAUUAACGGGAGAGGUAAAUGUAUCAAUCAUCAAAAACGUAACGGAAAGAACGUUGUUAAUGUUAUCAUUAACAAUGGUGUUUCGUCCGGUAGUGAACUUAGCGAUGCUCCCGAAACUUCAAGUGACAAUUCAACUGUAUUAAAUGAUGAAAAUGAGUAA
Messenger RNA from Funneliformis mosseae, 774 nucleotides. Lineage: Eukaryota; Fungi; Glomeromycota; Glomeromycetes; Glomerales; Glomeraceae. The record is from the annotation of a GenBank genome assembly.